Molecule: messenger RNA, 3136 nt
Organism: Solea solea (common sole)
Lineage: Eukaryota; Metazoa; Chordata; Actinopteri; Pleuronectiformes; Soleidae
Gene: gcfc2
Product: GC-rich sequence DNA-binding factor 2
Exons: 18
Coding region: 378-2990 (870 amino acids)
Biological process (GO): mRNA splicing, via spliceosome
Cellular component (GO): nucleus
Molecular function (GO): DNA binding
Source: RefSeq, a predicted model, not a curated record
CAUUAUUGUAACCAUCAAAGAAAGUCUCGCAAAUUGUUAAUAUAAGUUAUUUGACCAUUUUGAAGUCAUACCACAUGACUUCUGCACCACGUUACAGUAAAGUACUUCCUUACCCACAAUCCUCAAGAGUGUGGGCGAGAUAUCCGGUUGGUGUAACUCGCUUAAUUUUGCCCCUUUUCUGUUUAUUGUUAUUUAUGCUCGGAAUUGUAUUGCCUUUCUUGUGGCUUCUAAUCGUCUCAUACACGUUUACUGAAAAUCAAAGUAGAAAAUGAAUGAGAAAUUUGCUUCCGGGGUAAUGACUUUGCGACAUCUUCAAGCAAUUUCCGACUGGCCGCAAAGCGUCUGUCGUUGAUGUUCCUGUCGUUUGUGGAACGAAAAUGUUCAACAAGAAGCCCAGGCGAAACUUUCGGCAGAGAAAACAGAGCUCCAGCGACGACGAGAAGCAGCAGCAGGAGAGCGGAGGAGAUGGAGUCGAGGUUACGAUACCUUCUCCUGUGGUGAAUAAGCAGUUCACAGUGACCCAGGGCCGUGGCAUCUCUUGCAGCUCCAAACAGGAAUCAACGACCGAGAAGAAGAAUAAGAAGCCGGCCAACAGCGACGAAGAGGAAAUCGAGAGUCUGGUAGUGACAACUGAAGAAAAAGAAUACAUAAAGAGAGAGAACGAUGCAGGGGAAACGAAAACGAGUACUGUCCUCAGUUUCUCUGACGACAGAGAAGCUGAAGAAUCGACGUUUAAAUUGAAGAAGCCUUCUGAUAAAGCUGUGCUUUUUCAAGUCAAAAAGAAGGAAGCUUCAUCUGCCAGGACCCCUCACAGCGCAGCACCAGCUGUGGUCCAUGUCCCACCAUCUGUGUCUCCCAGGCAAGAUACCGACAGUGAGUCUUCACCAAAUGAUCUGUACUCUGAUGAUGAUGAUGAUGAUGAUGACAAUGAGGAUGAUGACGGAAACAACAAUAAGGACAAUGACAGUGAUGAAGAUGGUGCAAUGUCGCCUUCAGCCAGCUCAGACUCUAGCUACUCCACUGUCAAAAAAGUGGUUAUCCCUAACGCUGAGGAGAUCCUGGCAGCUAAGAGGCAGCGCCGUGCCACUCGAGCCCAGCAUAACUUUAUUUCUCUGGACAGAGAUGGUCGGAGUUCUGCUGGUAGCACCCCAGAUCAUUACAGCAAGGACAAUGAUGAAGAAGAAGACGUACUUGAUGAUGAUGAGCCGGAUGAUCAUGAGAGGAGAAUUGAGUUUGCACCACGACUGAAGAGCAUUCGAGAGAGGAUUGCAGAGAAGCUGGGGGGAAGUGAAGGCAGCCUGUCAGGGAGUGAUGAGGAGGAGCAGGAACUAUGGGAGGAGAUGCAAAUUGGAAAGGGAGUCAAGAGACAGCAGAGAGAACAGUCCGACAGUGAGUCGUGCAGCUCCAGCAGCAGUAGACGAGACAAAAGAAGACAAAAAAAGAGAUCGGUGACAUUUCCAAAGACUCUUCCUCCUAUCAGUGUGUCAAUGGUCAAAAAGAGGAUCAGAGCAAAACUGGAGUCCCUGUCGGAGGUGCACAGAGCUCGGCAGGCAGAGCUCAGGAGGAUGGAGGGGGACGUUGAAGGUGCCACAACCUCAGUGGAGUCUCUGAGUGAAAGUUCCUCUGAGAGCCAGCUGAAGUUUUACAGGAGCAUGGCUCUCUAUGUCCACAACUUGGUGGAGUGUCUGCGGGAAAAGGUUGUGGAGAUCAACUCAUUAGAGCUGGAGCUUCACUCUCUGCUGUCUGACCACAUGGAGGCGCUGUUGGCUCAGAGAAGACAGGAGGUCAAGGAGCAGGCUGAGGGUCUGCAGCAGCUCAGCUAUAACACAGAUGAACAGAGAGAAAGCUCAACCAAUGGAUCAGAAACUCCAGACAUCGGAAGCACCACUUCUAAAGCUGAGGACAACAUUGAUCUUCCUGAAGACUCAACACCUUCAGCCGAAGAAGAGGAGCAGCUGCAGAAAAAGAUGGCUGACAUCGUGCUGAAGUCCCAGGCAGUAUUUUCCGACGUUCAGAAUGAUUUCUGUGACGUUAAAAAGAUUCUGAGUCGCUUUGAAGAAUGGAGACGAUCUUACUCGGAGACUUACCACAGUGCCUACAUCUCUCUCUGUCUGCCCAAGUUGUUGAAUCCAAUCAUUAGACAUCAGCUGCUGGCGUGGAACCCACUAAAGGAUGCCAGCGGGGACUUUGAAAACCUCCCAUGGUUCACAGCACUGGAGACGUUCUGUUAUGGACAUGGUCACGAGGAGCUCGAUCACAUAGACAGACAGACAUUGUCUAAUGUCAUUGAAAAGACUGUCCUACCCAAAAUAACAGUGUUUGUGGAACUCAUUUGGGAUCCAUUGUCCCGCCAACAGUCGGUCUGUCUGUCUGAAGUCUGUCACAAACUGAAGGAGGACUAUUCCAUCUUUGAAGGGGAGCAGAGUAAACCAGUCAAGACGUUUACAGAGGCUGUGGUCAGGAGACUAAAGAGCUGUGUCGACGAAGACGUCUUCAUCCCUCUUUACCCCAAAAAGGUCUUAGAGGACAAGUUGUGUCCUCAGAGUCGCUUCAGGGAGCAGCAGUUGUGGAUGGCCAUAAAACUUCUAGAUAACAUGUGCAAAUGGGAUCUGCUGCUUCCUGAGACUCCAUUGAAGGAGCUGAUGUUGGACAAACUGCUGAACCGAUACCUGAUGAUCACUCUGUGCAGUCAGACCAACUCUGACCAUACAUGCAGAAGGAUAGCGGAGAGUCUUCCGCUUUCCUGGUUCAAAGGAGUGAACGCUUGUUUACCUCAGCUCCAGAACUUUAGAAACCACCUCAUUCAGAGAGUUCAUUCAAUCUGCAAGCAACAUUCUCCUGAGGAUCCAAACACCAGGUCUGCUGUGGUUGAACUGCUGCAGGUUCUGAGCAGAAUCAGGUGUAACGACUCCAUCAUGACGAUUGCAGAGAAAUAUCACUAUGAAGACGUCAUCUACUCUCACCAGCUGCUAAACCAAGACCCGGAGUGAACAUCAAACAGUGCCAAUAACUUACAACCAAGGAAUGGCAAAUUAUGCCUAAAAUAAUUUGUCCAUACAAUGUCAGAGAUAUUUUUGUCAUUUGUUUUGUACUGAAAAUAACUGUAUUUUUUAUGAAUAAACUUUGAUUGUCGAUA